GUUUAUUGUAUAUUCCUUGAUUCGGGAUUAGCAUUAACCCCGUGAAUGUAGAAAAUCAGAUAAUCAUCAAUUGAUAUUGAGAUGAAUAUGGCGUUUUCAGCACAGUCAACUGGCGAGGAAGUAUCCCAGAUCCUCUCUGGCCAAAUCAAAGGGAGCAACGCCCUCAUCACCGGCGUAACCCCCGGCAGCAUCGGCUUCACCGCAGCCCUCCACAUAUCACAACACAAGCCCAACCUCCUCAUUCUAGCAGGCCGAAACAUCUCAUCCCUAAAAACCGCCCAAGACACCAUCCUCUCCACCACUGCACAUGCACCCACCAUAAAACUGCUCGUCCUCGACCUCUCAUCCCAAGAAAGUAUCCGCCAGGCCGCCGCAGAAGUAAACAGCUAUCCAGACCCAAUCACCCACCUGGUCAAUAGCGCCGGCGUCAUGGCGUCGCCGUACGCAACGACAGCGGACGGCAUCGAGUUGCAGUUUGGCACGAACCACAUCGGGCAUUUCCUCUUCACGAACCUAGUUCUACCGCGCGUGCUCAGCUCGGCGGGUACGUUGCGGGUUGUGAAUGUGAGCAGUGCGGGACAUAAGAGGGGGCCGGUGCGGUUUGAUGAUAUAGGGUUCAAUAACGGACAAGACUACGAUAAAUGGGCGGCAUACGGCCAGAGCAAAACAGCCAAUAUGCUCUUCUCCGUCUCGCUCGCGCAGAAACUCAGCGACAAGGGCGUUGAGGCGUUUAGUCUGUACCCCGGGCGAAUCUUGACGGGGAUAGCUAGACAUUUGAAAGAUGAGGAGAUGAUGAAAGCUGGAUGGAUGCGCGAGGAUGGGAGUCUGAUUCAAGACCCGAAGCUGAACUGGAGAAGUCUGAGUCAGACAGCGGCUACGCUGAUUGUGGCGACGUAUGAUGGGAGUAUUUCGGGGCGGAAUGGUUCGUAUAUGGUGAAUAAUGUGGUUAGCAACGGCGAUGCGGAGGAGUAUGCUCUCGAUCCUGUGAAUGCGGAGAGAUUGUGGAUGUUGAGUGAGGAGCUUGUUGGUCAGAAGUUUACCUACUAGAUACAUCAUUUGCUGAUGCGAUAUAUGAUCCGUG
Molecule: messenger RNA, 1081 nt
Organism: Talaromyces proteolyticus
Lineage: Eukaryota; Fungi; Ascomycota; Eurotiomycetes; Eurotiales; Trichocomaceae
Product: short-chain dehydrogenase
Exons: 6
Coding region: 82-1047 (321 amino acids)
Source: RefSeq, a predicted model, not a curated record